Molecule: messenger RNA, 600 nt
Organism: Anopheles nili
Lineage: Eukaryota; Metazoa; Arthropoda; Insecta; Diptera; Culicidae
Gene: mRpS14
Product: 28S ribosomal protein S14, mitochondrial
Exons: 2
Coding region: 1-399 (132 amino acids)
Biological process (GO): translation
Cellular component (GO): ribosome; mitochondrial small ribosomal subunit
Molecular function (GO): structural constituent of ribosome
Source: RefSeq, a predicted model, not a curated record
AUGUCUCUAGCGGCGUUUCCUUUAAUUGUAUCGCGGUCCUUUUUGGGAUGUUGUGCAGCAAUUCACAAUUUCCAGGUUCAACAAGUGCGAUAUAAAUGGGCUGACUGGCGAAUGAUUAAAGAUUACAAACGUCGACAAUGUGUAAUUCAACAUGCAGAUGCCCGAUUGAGGGUAAACUCAUUGCGGAAAAACACCGUUCUACCAACGGAGCUGCAGGAUAUAGCAAGCAAGGAAAUUGAUGCAUUUCCGCGCGAUUCCUCUCUAGUGCGUGUGCGGGAAAGAUGCGCUGUAACUUCGCGACCACGCGGAAUCGUCCAUAAAUGGAGAGUGAGCCGCAUUGUCUGGCGUCACAUGGCAGAUUACAACAAAUUAUCCGGUGUUCAGCGAGCCAUGUGGUAGAAGAAAGUAUUCGUCUAGAAUAUUCAUUUUUAACUGCAUGAUGCAAUGCUGUUCAAAUAAAUCUAUCCGUCAUGAUAAUAGUUAAAUGCAUCGUAAGCUAAUAUAGAAUGGCCAGUUUGGUUUGUUUUAGUUAAGGUUUAGCUAUAUCUGUUCUCAGCGAUCAGCGAUAGCUUUACACUCUCAAUAAACAAUAUUUUGCUU